GUCUUACGUAGUUACGCACUGUCUGUUUGGAAAGUUGGCGCGAGCUGUUUCUCCGAGUGGUGAGGCAUCGGCUAAAAUUCGAUUAUUUCAACCAAAACUUAGAAGAGUCAAAGGUCAGACAGACGGUUUGUUAGGGAGGAGAUGGAGCGACAGAGCGACCGGUCGUACGCGGGCCCGCUCUCCCUGGACGCCCUGAGGAUCCUGGCUGCUCUGCGGGCCCAGAGUCUGGAUGCAGCCAGAUGUCAUCAGCGUUCAACUAGUGAUCAAACGGAGAGGAGGGCUCUGAGCAGCUGCAGGGAUCCAGAAAGGACGAAUAGUUACACGUGCUGGCCCCAGGUGUCACUUUCCACCUCUGACCAGCAGCAGCGUCUCUCUCAGGCCUCAGCCUCCCGACUCUACUCACAGACACCUGACAGCUCCCUGCCCCCCUCCUGCUGGGAUUCCUCCCUCCAAAGGAACACCCCUCAGGUGGAAGCCUGUUAUCAGUAUUCCCAGACAUUUUCCCUCAGAAUGUGCUCGGAGCCUCCUGCUCACCUGUCCAGCCAGACCCUGUCCUUCUCUCUGCGUCAGGUUUCUGAGACAGAAGCACCCCACUCCUUCCAAACGCUCAACGGGCUUUCUGCUCAUCGAGCGGCAGCAUGUAGCAUUUCUGCACAAAGAUCAAGGUCAGAUGAAGAGAGCACCAAUGAGAUGCUUGAACUUGCAACUGAACAGCCAUAUUUUCAUUCUGUCACUCAUCACACACCUUCACCCCGCUCUGAAAUAUGUGAAGAGAACAUGUCAAGUGCACCAAACAAAGACAAAACGAUCUGGAAUCCUGUCAGAAACAAACCAGAAGACCCCACAGCUUCAGGAAGUCUGAUAAAGUCCCUCUUUGAAGACAGUGAUAUAGAAGACGGAGACCAUCUGUCUCCCAGUGUUUUUGUAAUAAAGGACAUUGGUCAGACUUUGGCUGGAGUACCAGAGAAGGACCGGUCAGAGGGACCACUGGUUCAGCCUGAAGCCACACCGUUCACCCUGAAGGACAUUAGGGCUCCUAACCUGGAAGCAGCAGAAGUCAUGAACAUCACAGUAGAGAAAAAAAUGGAGCAUCAGAUAAAUACGGAGCAGAUCAAGCAGAGACAACACAAGGCAAACAUUGGUGAAAGCACCGAGUUACAAACAAAGGGAGGAGGCAGAGCGGAGCUGGAAGAGUCGUGUUUGGGAGGAGAGGAAAACCUUAAAAGUGCAGACUCAGGUGGACAGUGGUGUUCUGGGCCGAGCUUGUCCGAGGAGUGUGGAUCGAAACGGCCGAGGUUCAAACCUAGUCUUCGUGGCAACCAGCUCCACGACAACGAUGUACAAAGCCCUGACGAAAACAGCAGAGGGAUUAAAUCCAGCAUAGCUCUCAUCCCAGCAAGCAAAACAGCUACUGGACAAAGCGUCACCUCACCCCUGAACCUGACUUCAACUGUUGCAACGCAAAAAAACAUGGAAGCCAAACACUCCCAAUAUUCUCCCCUCUUUCCAUCCUUCCCCCGAAAGAGAAAGCAUGACUUAUUACAGAAGCAAAAUGCCAACAGUCCUCCUAAAAUCUACUGCACUAGACGUCCUCGAGCAUGGGAACCUCCUGGAUCCUCACAAAAGGAGGCAGCAGCAGGAGGAGGCAGACUGAAACCCUCCUGUAAAAUCUCAGCCAGUCUCCAUGAGGGGGUCAACACGAAUGCGCCACAAUCUAAAGCUGGCUCCCUCUCUACAACCCUGACCUCUGACCCAAGAGUGAAGGAUUCUGGGAAGCUAACCAUCGAAGAGAAGCUGCAGAUGCUUGAGGAGAUCUCACGGGCAGAGGUGGUGUUACUAACCAUGGUGUUCCAGGACGGAUCCACUCAGUUGGACCCAGAGCAGAAGCGCCCUCCUCCAGUCUGUGGACUCCUCGUUCUGAUGAAGAAUGAUUGCAACAGCAGCUCACCUGAUGGCUCACUCAGCCCAAACAACAGUCUGGUCUUCUUGAAACUUGAGCACACCCCUCUAUGGGCUCAACGACAAACCCACUACACCCAGGAGCUCUUUACCAGAGACACGCUCCUACAGGUUCUAUCCAGAUCCCAGCUGGUGGUUUGUUAUAAAGCCAAGGAUAUGCUUUGUACGGCUCUGCAGCAUUACAAAGAAGACCUCAGCUGGAAACGAGUGGCAGGAUGUCGGAUCCAGGACCCACAGGUGUCUGGGUGGCUGCUGGAUCCCACAGAUCCGUCCUCCUGUUACAACAAUCUUCUUUACAAACACUGUCAGAAAACGCACGCAGCAUCUGUCCCGGGUCCCCAGAAGGUUUCUACGAUCAUCUCAAGCCUCUGCUGGCUCUACAAGCUUAAUAUGACCUUAUGCUGUAAGCUACAGAGCCAAGGUUUGUGGGCACUGUACUCAGAAAUGGAGCUGAAAAUGAUCCCUGUUCUGGCAGUCAUGGAGAGCCAUCACAUCCACGUGGAUAAAGAAGCCCUGAAGAAAACAUCCGACUUGCUCGGGACUAAAAUGAAACAGCUGGAGCAAGAGGCACACAGAGCAGCGGGACAAAUAUUCCUGUUGACCAGCAGCACUCAGCUACGAACAGUUCUGUUCGAGAAGCUGCACCUCCAUGAGCGCUGUGAGAACAAGAAGCUGCCCAAGACCCUCAACAAACAACAGUCAACAUCAGAAGCUGCUCUGCUGCAGCUUCAGGAGCUACACCCUCUGCCAAAGAUCAUUCUGGAGUACAGACAGAUCCACAAAAUCAAGUCUACUUUUAUAGAUGGGAUUCUCUCCUGCAUAAAGAACAAGAACUACAUUUCCUCUGCCUGGUACCAGACGAGUGCUGUCACUGGGAGAAUCUCGGCUAAAAACCCAAACUUCCAAGCUCUGCCAAGGCAGCCACUUCAAAUCAGCGAGAUGCAGUACAUCCAAGGGAAGGAGAAGGAGGUUGUGACUGUUCAUCCUCGAGCCACGUUUGUCCCACAAGAAGGAUGGACUUUUCUUGCAGCAGAUUUCUGCCAGGUGGAGCUGCGUCUGCUGGCUCACUUCUCCUCUGACUCUGAGCUGCUUCGCAUCUUUACCAACCCACAGGCUGACGUCUUCACCAUUCUGGCAUCUCAGUGGAAAGGGAAGAGCAUUGGUGAUGUUUCUUCUGAAGACAGGGAACACGCCAAACGCAUCGUGUACUCUGUGGUUUAUGGAGCAGGUCGUGAGCGACUGUCUGGGAUCCUGGGGGUGAGCGCAGAGCAGGCGAGCCGAUUCCAGGACAGUUUUCUCCAAACCUACAGAGGUGUCCAGGCGUUCAUCCAGAGGACCAUCCAGCAGAGCCACAAGCAGGGUUAUGUGGUCUCCAUUAUGGGUCGUCGCCGGAACCUCCCCAACAUCCACUCACCGGACUGGGCCGUCCGCAUGCAGGCAGAGAGGCAGGCUGUCAACUUCGUCGUUCAAGGUUCUGCUGCUGAUCUCUGUAAGAUGGCCAUGAUCAUGAUCUUUGACAUGGUCUCCUCCUCUGACAUGUUCUCUGCCAGGCUCCUAGCACAACUUCAUGAUGAGCUUUUGUAUGAAGUGGAAGAUUCCCAAGUGGAGACAUUUGCAGCUCUGGUGAGAAGCACCAUGGAGUCUCUUCAACACAUCCACCAUGCGGGUGUCCAUCUGAAAGUUCCCCUGAAGGUGGCAGUCUCCUGUGGAAAGACCUGGGGAUCCAUGUCUGAGUUUCACACCCCUCCUCUGCCUCCUUCCUCCUCUUGAGACCAUCGUCCACCCUGCUCGCCCCUCCCUCCACCAUUACCUCAUUUUUCACAGUCAUAUUUUUCCUCCCUCGUCAUUUUUCUUCCUACAUUCACAUCCUCUCCCUCGUCUCUCGCUCUCUCAUCCUAUUUCUCCCCCUCAUAGUCAAUGCAUCUUCUCUCCUCACUUGUCCUGCAUCCACAUCACUAUGGAAACCAGCUGCAGCUCCCACUUCUUGCUUUCACUCCAUCUGUAUCCGGGGGCAACCUCAGGAGCCACAAACUGGAUUGGACCAGUUUAUUUUUCUCUCUUUCAUUUACUUUCUCCAUCCUAAAAAAAUGUGCCUUGUUCUCCCCCUCUUCUAUGUUCACACUAUCUCACUAGGGCCAAAAAUGUUUUUUCUGCCUCGUUGCCAAGGUGAAGAGAGAACCUGGUUUUCAUUGGUUCAUAAAAUGAGUUGUUGAGUAUUAGCUGAGCCUUGAAAAAACUGCUUUUGUUUUUUUUAUUUCAUGCUGAAUAAAACUUGUUGGUAUUCUG
Nothobranchius furzeri (turquoise killifish) is the source of this 4245-nucleotide messenger RNA. It is a transcript of the gene poln, whose product is annotated as polymerase (DNA directed) nu. Gene Ontology annotation, molecular function: DNA-directed DNA polymerase activity; DNA binding. Lineage: Eukaryota; Metazoa; Chordata; Actinopteri; Cyprinodontiformes; Nothobranchiidae. Gene Ontology annotation, biological process: double-strand break repair via alternative nonhomologous end joining; DNA-templated DNA replication. The record is from RefSeq and is a predicted model, not a curated record.